Molecule: messenger RNA, 925 nt
Organism: Sander lucioperca (pikeperch)
Lineage: Eukaryota; Metazoa; Chordata; Actinopteri; Perciformes; Percidae
Gene: il20
Product: interleukin 19 like
Exons: 6
Coding region: 223-759 (178 amino acids)
Source: RefSeq, a predicted model, not a curated record
CCUUUAAUUGCAACAUACUUCCUCCUCCUGUAAACCAAUUUGUGUGCGUGUACAUGUGGAGGUGCAUGAGUGUGUGUGUGUCUGUGCAAGCUGUGCAAUGCACGGUAAAAAUCCCCCUAACGCCACUAUAAGAGGAGACAGCAUGGAGACACAGAGGCACAUCACUACCAGGACUCUUCCUCUGAGUAAUACACACAGCUCUUCCACCCGACAACCACAACGAUGCUGAUGAUGAAGAUGCUGCUUGGCUGCUCUCUCUGCCUGCUCCUCCUGAUAAGCUGUCUGAGUGAACAUGUGGAGAGCCGAACCCUGAACUUGGACAGCUGCUCUGUCAAUGUUCACACACAUGAACUGCGCAAAUAUUACACUGACAUACGAUCAAAUGUGAUAGAAGGAGACAGUGAGAUCGGAGUGAAACUUCUGGACAAAUCACUGAUGAAGCAUGUUCAGGACGGUCAAAAGUGCUGUUUCCUGCGUCUUGUGCUGCGUUUCUACGUUGAGAGAGUGUUCGGCAACUACGCCUCUUCUCAGCCACAGCAGCAACGCUGCUCCAGCGCUCUGGCCAACGCUUUUGUCAGCCUCAGAAGAGAUAUACAUACAUGUCAUUGCCACUGUGGAGAGGGCACACAGAGAACAGUUGACUCCCUGCAUGCUGAGUUUAUCAAGUUAGAAACAAACCAGGCGGCACAGAAGGCCAUGGGAGAACUGGACACUGUGCUGGAGUGGCUGGAGGAACUCGGCCAGAAAACACACACUUGAUCAGUCAGAAACUCAGCAAAAUCAACUCUGCAAUCCCAAAGUGCCUGCAGUCUCCAAGCUAACAUCAAAUAUGUAACUUCUGACUUGACAUUACUUGUAAGCAGAAGCUAAUGUACAUUUCUCUAUUUUGUACUUGAAUUAAUUUAAUAAUUAUUUCAUCCACUAA